Molecule: messenger RNA, 4017 nt
Organism: Cloeon dipterum
Lineage: Eukaryota; Metazoa; Arthropoda; Insecta; Ephemeroptera; Baetidae
Product: endoplasmic reticulum aminopeptidase 1-like
Exons: 16
Coding region: 232-3135 (967 amino acids)
Biological process (GO): peptide catabolic process; proteolysis
Cellular component (GO): cytoplasm
Molecular function (GO): peptide binding; zinc ion binding; metalloaminopeptidase activity
Source: RefSeq, a predicted model, not a curated record
GAUUUCUUGCGGUGGCGAUGCCGAGUGCACCCUCACUCGCCCCUCGUGCUCGCACCAAGUGAGACUGCCGUUUUUUCGGUGCGUUCACGGCCGAAAUCGCGAGUCGGCGGCCACUGAUUAUGUGAGAAUUCUUAGCGCGGCCUAACCGUGGCUAGAGACUCUUUUGUCAAAUUAGCCUACGUCAGCUCAGUCCGAAAUGUGCAAAGUGUAGUUUGGAAGCGAACUGCCGCCAUGAGUGAUCAAGAUAAUGUCGCGUUUCUGACAGGAGGCGACAGCCAGAGCAGCAAUAAAAGGAGCUUAUACGAAAGGAAUGGGGUGGCGGUGUGCUCUCAGAAAAAAGCUUUGAUAAUAGCAACUUCAGUUUUCGCUUGCUUGUUCGCCUUUUCCAUUUUGAUCGCUUUCAUCAGUCAAACAGAUUGCCCUUGUCUGGGACAGGGAGACGACGAGGAUGACUUUGAUGAAUUUGAAAACGCCAUGCCGCGGCAGCCGAAGGCCUCAAACGGGGAACCGUAUCCGUGGAACAGUCUCCGGCUACCGGACUUUGUGCGACCCUUACGCUAUAAUCUCACCAUUCAUCCAAAUCUCACCACUUACUACGUGAAAGGUCAAGUGAGCAUUGAAUUCACCGUCGACAAGGAGACCGAGUUUUUGGUGCUGCACAGCAAAAACAUCAGCAUCACGGACAAAACUCUGGAAGAGAGUAACGGCCAAAUAAUGAACAUCACGGAGAUAUUAGAAUUUAUUCCUGGGCAGCAAAUCUAUAUCGAGUCGCUGCAGCCGUUCAUGAAGAACCACAAUUACACUUUGAAGCUGCGUUUUACAUACCGGCUGAGUACCGAGCUGGAGGGAUUCUACGUCAGCACUUACACCACUCCUGAAGGGGAUAAGAGGGUGCUCGCGACAACGCACUUCGAAGCGACUCACGCGCGGGCAGCGUUCCCAUGCUUCGACGAACCGCACUUCAAGGCGCGCUUCAAAAUUUCCAUAUUCCGAGACCGCUUUCACAUCUCCCUCACCAACAUGCCCGUGGCGAACACCGAGGACGCAGGCUUCUACAUGGGAACUGGGCUGCUGCGAGACGACUUUGAGGAGUCUGUGCCGAUGAGCACGUAUCUCGUUGCUUUUGUCGUGUGUGACUACCACAAGAAGAGCAUGGUCACACAAAACCAGAUUUCCGUCUCCGUUUACGCGCCGCAACAUCAGCUGAAUAGAGCCGAAUUCGCCUUGGAAACUGCAACGACCCUGAUGGAUUUUUUUGAAAACUUCUUUAACGUUUCGUACUCCCUUCCAAAACAAGAUCUGAUUGCCAUCCCGGACUUCGCCGCUGGUGCAAUGGAAAAUUGGGGGCUAAUCACUUACCGCGAGUCAUCAAUACUCUACGACCCGCUUGAAACAUCUUCUGCGGCGCACCAAUGGGUGGCGAUCGUGAUUGCCCAUGAGCUUGCUCAUCAGUGGUUCGGAAAUCUUGUCACGAUGAGGUGGUGGUCCGACUUGUGGCUCAACGAGGGCUUUGCCAGCUUCCUCGAGUACGUGGGGGUGGCGUACGUGCGGCCGGACUGGGCGAUGCUCGAGCAAUUCGUGGUAGAUAAAACGCAACCAGCUUUGGCACUCGACGCCCUGGCAUCAAGCCAUCCAAUCUCCGUGGAAGUGCGAGACCCGUCAGAGAUAGAAGCCAUUUUCGACGCAAUCAGCUACUCGAAGGGCGCCGCGAUCAUCGCCAUGCUUGAGGGGUUUUUGGGAAGAGACACGUUGAGGAGCGGACUCCAGCUUUAUUUGCUGACGCAUGAGUAUCAAAAUGCAGACACCACUGACCUUUGGAAAGCAUUGAGUGAUACCUCGCCGGCAGCUUUACACGUGAAGAGCAUCAUGGACACUUGGACUUUGCAAAUGGGAUUUCCACUGGUGACGAUAGAACGAAACGGAACGGACAUCUACGCCCGGCAAGAUAGGUUCCUGAUGUCAUCUUCAAACGACACUUCCAACCUUCCCACUUCUAAGUUCAACUACAAGUGGUACAUUCCAUUGAGCUACAGAACCAAUAGGCCCGAAGAUGGCGUUAAACAAGUCUGGAUGAACAUGACCGAUGUCGCAUUUACUCUGCCUGAAGACGCUAUUUGGUUCAAAGCCAACGUCAACCAGUCUGGGUUUUACCGAGUCAACUAUGACAAGGACACGUGGAAUGCACUUGUCGCCGCACUAAUAAACAACACUCACGUCUUCAGUCCCGCUGAUCGAGCUAGCUUGAUAGACGAUGCCUUUACCUUGUGCAGAUCUGGCGUUCUUGGUCCUGAGCUUCCCCUUGAACUGUCUCUGUACCUCAAGAACGAACAGCACUACGCACCAUGGGUGACUGCACUCGAAAGCAUGCAGAACUGGGCUCGACGACUGCAAGAGUCUGCCGCUUACAAACUGUUCCUGCAGCACAUGCAAGGAAUCCUGAAUCCUGCCGCCACCCGCAUUGGGUGGAACGAAACUGGGACCCACCUUCAAAAACUUUUGAGGAGUGAAAUCCUCUCUGCCGCAGUCAUGUUUGGCGAAUCCACCACUGUCAGGCAAGCGAGAAGAAUCUUCUCCGACUGGAUGAACAACAACAAAACGGUGUCCCCGAAUUUGCGAGAAGUUGUGUACACCGCUGGAAUUAAAUACGGAGGCGAACAAGAAUGGGAGUUCUGUUGGUCGCGCUACAACUUGACGGCCGUGCCAAGCGAGCGCCGCCUCCUGCUCAAAGCUCUUGGCCUUGCCUCCGAUCCCUGGCUGCUGCAAAGGUUCCUGCAAGCCUCCCUCGACCGCAACAUGGUCAAACCGCAAGACCUGAAGUUGGUAUUCACAGUGGUGGCGUCCAACCCCGAAGGUCGCCUCCUGGCCUGGCGCCACGUGCGUGCUAACUGGAGGCGCCUGCAGAAUGCACUCGGCAACAGCACCGCCGCCCUCGGAGGCCUCGUAGGAACGGUCACGUCACACUUUUCAUCUCCAUACGACGUGGAAGAGGUCUCCCAGUUCCUAAAGGCCCUUCCCAGGCGAUGGGGGCAACACCGGAUCAUGCGGCAGAGCUUGGAGAAUAUCCAGCUGAACGCGAAAUGGGUCCGCUCCAAUGAGCGCAUGAUUGCCACCUGGCUGAAGGAACAUCCCAUAUAACUAACGUCGGUGCUCAGGCAGAUCCGGCCUGGGUACGGAUAGAUUCCCCAAUUACUAGGUGUAGCUCUCCCGAGUGGCAGUACGUUCUAAUUGUUUCUCAUCUCGAGUUGAGUUCACUGUUUGGUCGGUUGCUCGUUUCCUGUUCGGCCGGUCGCCACCAAGCGAGGCCACAGGUUGUCUGUUUGUUGAUGUUGUACGGUGGAAUUUGAAGGUGAAGACCAAAGGCAAAAUCUAACGUCCAAAGUUUGGCAAAACGCGAUUCUCUCACUCACAAAAAGACCUUUCCAGACAUUUUCAUUGCAUUCACAUUCAUUAUACUCCAUGAUAGCAUUCUCCAGAUGCCAAUAGCAAAGUUCGUUCAGACGCGACGGGUUAGAGACAAAUAUUUUCCACCACCCGCUCGCGAUCCAAGUCAUUGUGUCAACGCAGCCGUAGCCAAAAAGACAAAAUGCAUAAUUAUGAUAUUUACAGAAGAAAUAUUAGCAAAAAAAAAACUAUACGCAUAUUAUAUUAAAAAAGGAAAGUAUAAUCUCUUCUUUGUCACUUGAUUCCUCUUGCAAUGUUAAAUUUGUGAUUUUAUCUGUAAUGGUACUGAGCUGAAAAUAUUUUAUCGUCUUUGCCUUCUCACAUGAGAAUUAAAAUUUAAUAUAAGGAAACGCGUGCUGAAUUGCGCCUUAUUUAGAAGGCCCUUGAGAUAUUAAAGGAUCAACACUCAAUCAUUUGAAAUAGAGCAUUAUCAAUUGGAUUGCAGUUCAUUCCGUGUCGUAUUGUACUUUUUGAGACUGAUGUCUUCUUCAUAAACGCAACACCGUGAGAAUAAAUUUGUGAAAACAAAUUACCUAGCAUUAAUGUAUCCAUGUCUUAUGAAGCAGUUGCAUAAUA